Lactuca saligna is the source of this 834-nucleotide messenger RNA. The record is from the annotation of a GenBank genome assembly. Lineage: Eukaryota; Viridiplantae; Streptophyta; Magnoliopsida; Asterales; Asteraceae.
AUGGAAGCAAUCGAGAAAGCAACCGAUAAGAUUAAAAUUGCUCUUUCUCUCUCUUUCAUACACACACAUCGCCUAACAAUUCUCCUCUUUCCAGUGGUUACUUACAACGUUCUAGCACAGGGUUUACUUACGAGGGUAAGUACAAUGUCAACUCCUGCUAGAAAGAGGCUUAUGAGGGAUUUCAAGAGGUUACAACAAGACCCUCCUGCAGGCAUUAGUGGAGCACCCCAAGACAAUAAUAUAAUGCUGUGGAAUGCUGUAAUAUUUGGCCCGGAUGACAGUCCAUGGGAUGGAGGUACGUUUAAAUUGGCUCUACAAUAUUCAGAGGAUUAUCCUAAUAAGGCACCAACUGUGAGAUUUGUUUCUCGUAUGUUCCACCCAAAUAUUUAUGCUGAUGGAAGUAUUUGUUUGGACAUCUUGCAAAAUCAAUGGAGUCCUAUCUAUGAUGUUGCUGCUAUUCUCACCUCCAUCCAGUCGUUGCUUUGCGAUCCAAAUCCGAACUCUCCCGCAAAUUCAGAAGCUGCGCGGGCAUUCAGCGAAAAUAAACGCGAGUACAACAGGAGAGUGCGAGAGAUUGUUGAGCAGAGCUGGAAUGCUGACUAAAUUGGUUAUAUCAUAUAAUAUAUCCAUGUAAUAAAAAUGUACUUUAAGACUUAUUUUAUUUUAGACGUUGUACUAUUUUAUAUGUAAAAUAAAUACAUGUUUUGGUUUUCUUUCAAUUUAGGAUUAAAUUUAGGGAACACUGCAAAAAUGGUCCUUGGGGUUUGCACUUUCUUUGGCUAAGGUCCAAAAAAGAUUGAACUUGCAAAAAUAGUUUCUUGCAAGGUGUGGUUG